CGUUAAAUUAGCGCUGCUUGACGACUGCGCAUGAACUCAGGAAACCCUGCUGGAUUUACGUCCGACUUCAUCGGCCUGAGGCAGGAUGGAGGAAGCUGAGCUCUUAAAGGAACGUCUUCAAGCUAUUACGAAUAAGAAGAAAAUACAAGAAGAAAUUGCCCUUAAACGGCUUGAGAUCGACAGAGAGAAACUGAAGCUUCAACAUGUCAAGAAAAGGUCCAUGCGAGAUCUGUGGCUCAUGGAUGGGAUGAACAGCAGUACUGCGCAGGAAACUCAAAAAGCUCUUGAAGAUGCACAACAAGCUAAAAACCUCAAGAGCAACAUACACCGGAUAGAGAAGGAGAUUGAAGCAUUAGAAAGAGAGGAAAUGAACAUCUCAACAAAUGAAGGGCUGAUUCUGAAGAGGCUUAAAGUUGUUGAAAAGUCUCCAGAGGACAUCAUUAAGGCAGUGAAUGCAGACUUUGCAUCAGAGCCAAUCUAUAUCCAUUCAACAAUUCCAAAUAUACUAAAGCCUAGCACACCUCUAUUAAAUCAAAGGAAGAGACAAGACUUGGAAACUGAUGCAAAAGAUGACAAAGCCAAACCCGCUUUGUUUGCCAUGGAAAUUAACGUUCAGAAAGACCUGCGCACUGGUGAAAGCCAAGUUCUCUCGUCCUCCACCAUUUCUCCUCAAGAGCUCCAGCAGAGGGGCAUCAAGGUCUACGAUGACGGCCGAAAGUCUGUCUACGCCCUGCGAACAGACGGCCACCAACCUGGAGCCAACGGAGUGGAUGAACUCAGUCCAGUGGAGGUCGAAGAGCUGCUCAGACAAGCCUCGGGAAAGAAGAAAAUCUGCAAUCAAAUAAACCCUUCAUACCCCUACAGCAUGCCCCAUGAACUACAAUCACCUCCUGACGACCGCAAAUCCAAUGGAGGUCAAGAUCCCUACAGUGUGGACUUAUCUGCAUGGCCUGAGCUUGUGUAUAAUGAUGGUGUUGGCUAUCCAGAGGAUGCAGGUCAUAGACUUCCUCUUCUGCCAAUGCCGAAUUAUAACGACAGACCAGACGAGUACUUUCACAACACCAACUACAGCCAUGAGUUACACAGAGGAGAAAGGCACAAGCAAGGACCAUAUCACAACCGAGGAACGAGGCAUUUAAAUCACGACAUCAGAAACAACAGCUCGUGUUCCGCCUACUCUGAGGACUCCAAAAUCAGUGUCCUGAAUGCUAUGCCAUCGGACGAACCCGUCACUAUGAUCUUCAUGGGCUACCAGAAUGCAGAUGAUGACAGUCAGAGCUUCGAGGGAUCUGUGCGGGCUGAGCUGGUGAUCAUUGGGGAUGGAGAAGAUGAUUCCAGUAGGAAUCAAACCAAUCUGAACUCCAGUUCAAACAGAAGCAGCGUAGAGGACGGGGCAGUAACAGAAUUACAGAUACAGAUGGAGAAACUGGGACAAACCGUGUAGUGGCCAACAUCCAUUUGGUGGAUCUCUUGCUCUAAAGGUGGUUAGCAAGACAAGAAAUGUGAAUCAACAAUAUUUGUGAAAAUAAAUUGGAAAUAUUAACACUUGUGUGACACGGUGGCUCAGUGGUUAGCACUGUUGCCUCACAGCAAGACAGUCGCAGGUUUGAGCCCCGGAUAGGUUGGCAUUUCUGUGUGAAGUUUGCAUGUCCUCCCCUCAUUCUGUCCUCAUUCUGCUGUGGCGACAUCUGAUUAACAAAGGGACUAAGCCGAAGAAAAUGAAAUGAAAUUAAAUAUGAAUAAUUUUCAAGGAUUUAAAACGUUGCGAUUAGCUUAUCGCAAGAGGCUGUGGUAUUGAGUGAGCACACUUUCGUUCUGCCCAAUCAGAAUUGCGCAACCGAACUAUGCGGAAAGCCCAUAAUAAAACAAACAAACAGGAAAGUGGGGACAGUUGGGAUGAUGGCGUCUCCAUUUUCAGGAGCAUUAUUCAUAUUAAAGAAAAUCAGCAUGUCAGUAAUAUGGGAAUAUUUUAGAUAAUAUUCAGUCACAGACACCAAGCAAAAACAGGUAAUUUGUAAGAGUGGUUACAAAAUUGUUGCAACAGUACGAGAAAAUACAACAACCAGCACCUAAAAAAGCACCACAGGUGGCUAUAUGAAGUGUGUCUUGCAAAAAGUCAACAAAAAGUAUUGCUAGUGACACUCAAUUUAGUAGCUAGCAAAAGCAUAGUACAAUUUCAGAGUUGUUUGCAGCUGUUGCACCGUAUGAAAACGCAUCAUGAAGGCACCAGGAGAUAACUCUUGCUCUAGAGAAAAAUUAGUGUUUAAUUUCUGAACAUUUAUAAAUAAAUUUGAGUAAAAGUUGGAAUUAGUUAAUAUCUUUUCAGUUCCUAUUUUAACUGACACUCACUGCUUUUUAGCAGUAAGAAACUACAUUACAGAAUAUUGAGCUAAAGCUUGACUACAAAAUUAAAACGCAAUAUCUGUUAAAAAAAAAUCGCAAUUAAAUAUUUUUUUCCAAACCGCACAGCCCUACUUUGAGGUAUGGGCAUAUUUUUUUCUUUUUAUAGGAUAAAAAAAGACUUUUUUUCUUAACUAUUAUUCUCAAAUUUGUUACUUUAAAUUUAGCCAUAUUGAAUAAACUCAAAAUUACAGGUUAACAUCUCGUCAUCUUGGAAUUGAGUAAUGCAAAUUUAAUAAACAUUGAUUUUUGAGUUCAAAUGUUAAACAUAAAUGUUAGAAUUUUUGUUUACAUCUUGCAAUGUUAAUUUAUUUUUUUCACAGUAGGGCAAAAGAAAAAGAGAAUUGUGUGGAAAAACUUAAGAUAAUCUAAACUUACAAUUACAGCAAACAUGAAAUUCUGAAAAAAAACUAAAUCAAAAAAAUGCAAGAAAGGAAAUACUUUUCAUGAUGAUUUGUAUAUAAUUACAAAUAAAAAUCCAAAAUUAAGAAAAUGUUAUCUUGAAGUUUGUGACUUUUGUCAGAAUUUCAAGUUUGUCUUUUUUCUUUUUUUUUCUUCUUUUUUUGUCACAAUUAUUAAAAGACUCAAAACUGUCAGAGAAAAAGCCUUAAUUUUGAGGUAAUUCUUGCUGUAUGUUUUCACCCCAAGAAUUGCAUAAAAGUCAGGAUUGUAUGACAUAAAUUCAGAAUUGUGCUGUUACUGUAGCAUUACAAGAUAAGCUCGUUAUUACAAUAAUCAGGUGCAAUUCUGAAUAACAGAUUAAUAAAUUAAAAUGAAUUACAGAAUAAGUCUAUUUCUCUCCAUGACAUUUUCAUCAUUCAUUCAUUUUCUUUUCAGCUUAGUCCCUUUAUUUAUCAUGGGUUGCCACAGUGAAACUGCCAACUUAUACAGCAUGUUUUUCACAGCGGAUGCCCUUCCAGCUGCAACCCAGUACUGGGAAACAUCCAUACACACUCAUUCACACACACAUGCACUACGGCCAAUUUAGCUUAUUCAAUUCACUUAUAGUGCAUGUUUUUGGACUGUGGGGGAAACUGGAGCACCCACGCAAACAUGGGAGAACAUGCAAACUCAACACAGAAAUGCCAACUGACCCAGCCAGGACUCAAACCAGAAACCUUCUUGCUGUGAAACGAUGGUGCUAUGACAUUUUGUUAACUGAAAAAAGGCAGAAACAGGCUUCUGUAGUGUACAGUCAAACAUUUGAUACAUGUGCUCUUUCUUUAGUUAACAACAGUUAACAUAAUUUACUAUUUUAAUGACUGUAAUACUUAAAAUAAAUACAACAUCAACAAAUGUUAGAAAUGAUAAUUGAAAGUGAUUGAAAUGAGUGAUUGAAAGCUUGAUUAGACAGAUAAGCAUAAAUAAUAAACCUUCAAAAAAGGAAGAUACUGCUAUCAUUUUUGAGAAUAUGGAGUUUUCUUUUGAGAUGUGUAGUCUUUGUGAAACAGUCUGAUAAUAAAACCUCAUGAUGUGUCUGUGUUUUACUGACAGCAUCUUGAUAUGCCUCUAUUAUCUGGAAUAAUGAAUGAAUUUGUCUGUCUUGUGUCUUUUUAUAUCAAUGCUAAUUAGAUGUUCGUGUCAGGGUCAUCACUGUUAGUCCUUAUUUGCUGUCAAAAUGGACUUUUGUCUCUAUUAAACACAAAAUUAAAAACAAAGUUCCCACAAAAAUGAAAA
Danio aesculapii is the source of this 4077-nucleotide messenger RNA. RefSeq names its product palmdelphin a (gene palmda). The transcript has 9 exons. The record is from RefSeq and is a predicted model, not a curated record. Gene Ontology annotation, biological process: regulation of cell shape. NCBI's taxonomy places the organism in Eukaryota, Metazoa, Chordata, Actinopteri, Cypriniformes, Danionidae. Gene Ontology annotation, cellular component: cytoplasm; membrane. Bases 86 to 1444 code for a protein of 452 amino acids.